ACCCAUGUGGUAAUUUAUCGUAAAAUUAUUGCAUAAGCUGUAACUACACAACUGUAAUUUAUUCAUUAUUUCAGAAGGAGACUGUACAGAGAAUGGCCGUAUAAUCGAGUCUUUUUCUCUUAUACCAGGGCCUGAGACAAUAAAUAACCUCUCUGUCAGAAAUAACUCAACAAAUUCUUUAUUCCUGACAUGGACUGCUCCUUCUGGACUGCACAGUUACUACAUUGUUUACACAGUUAACAUCAGUGGAAAUUCAUCGACUAAUAUGACUGUAAUGACAGACUUUGCAACCAUAAAAGGACUGAUUCCCGGUGGAUCCUACAAUGUUAGCAUUUCAGCAGUUUCAUGGGACAACACAACUGUAGGGGGCAAUGUAGUAAUCAGUAGUUCUACAAGGCCUGAGACAAUAAAUAACCUCUCUGUCAGAAAUAACUCAACAAAUUCUUUAUUCCUGACAUGGACUGCUCCUUCUGGACUGCACAGUUACUACAUUGUUUACACAGUUAACAUCAGUGGAAAUUCAUCGACUAAUAUGACUGUAAUGACAGACUUUGCAACCAUAAAAGGACUGAUUCCCGGUGGAUCCUACAAUGUUAGCAUUUCAGCAGUUUCAUGGGACAACACAACUGUAGGGGGCAAUGUAGUAAUCAGUAGUUCUACAAGGCCUGAGACAAUAAAUAACCUCUCUGUCAGAAAUAACUCAACAAAUUCUUUAUUCCUGACAUGGACUGCUCCUUCUGGACUGCACAGUUACUACAUUGUUUACACAGUUAACAUCAGUGGAAAUUCAUCGACUAAUAUGACUGUAAUGACAGACUUUGCAACCAUAAAAGGACUGAUUCCCGGUGGAUCCUACAAUGUUAGCAUUUCAGCAGUUUCAUGGGACAACACAACUGUAGGGGGCAAUGUAGUAAUCAGUAGUUCUACAAGGCCUGAGACAAUAAAUAACCUCUCUGUCAGAAAUAACUCAACAAAUUCUUUAUUCCUGACAUGGACUGCUCCUUCUGGACUGCACAGUUACUACAUUGUUUACACAGUUAACAUCAGUGGAAAUUCAUCGACUAAUAUGACUGUAAUGACAGACUUUGCAACCAUAAAAGGACUGAUUCCCGGUGGAUCCUACAAUGUUAGCAUUUCAGCAGUUUCAUGGGACAACACAACUGUAGGGGACAAUGUAGUAAUCAGUAGUUCUACAAGUAAGUUUGUUUGAUUUGCCGAGUCUGGUUUUCCCUUCAUUGUUUGAGGUAGAAGCAUUUGUCCAGUUCUUGCAGAAUGACUCCCUUAAUACAGUGACAUGAGAUUAAUGUGUUUUUACUCAUGCAUGACAUGUCAUAUUUCUUUGUUAGUAUCAUGUUCCUUUCCAGUACUUCUGUCCAGUAAUGUACAUGUUGUGUCAUUUCUUUCCUAUUACUUUAAGAAGUAAUUUCUUAAGUUAACAUUUAGUUCUUCAUGAGGUUUGUAACAACAACUUACUUAAAGUGGUACUAAUUCUGACUUCUGUGUGCUACAUUUUGGAUUAUCAGUAUGAAUAACACUCAGCAUUCAAGAUAGAUGUACUUUUUACUUAAACAUAAAGCAGUGCUCUUUCCUGAUUUCAUACUAUCCAGAAUCCCUUCCGCAUAUGUAACACACUUCCGAUUAAAGUGAUUGUAUCUCCCUUUUGCACUACAUAAUAAGUGAUCUUAGGUCAACAUUUAACUUAAACAUUUAGGGAAAAUGGGCUAGCCCCUUUGUGAAAAAAAUACUUUUUAGUAAUACUGUUCCUGUAUAGUAAGUGCACUUUGCUUAAUGUUUAUUUUAUAUGUUUAAUUAAUAUGGU
Messenger RNA from Protopterus annectens (West African lungfish), 1819 nucleotides. Its product is annotated as phosphatidylinositol phosphatase PTPRQ-like. The transcript has 4 exons. The record is from RefSeq and is a predicted model, not a curated record. Bases 266 to 1210 code for a protein of 314 amino acids. Gene Ontology annotation, molecular function: protein binding. Lineage: Eukaryota; Metazoa; Chordata; Ceratodontiformes; Protopteridae.